GCUUCAUGGUGCGUGUAUUAUGCCGGUUCCUACACGCCUCAGCUCCCAAAGAGGUUCAGUCCGUUCUCUAAAAUCGAAUCAUGGCUUGGGCGCGUCUUACCGGCCGCGGCUGAGUCGAGGGCACAGGCAGAAUCUCAGCCCUAGUAGAGCUGAGGAUUAAGUCCCUAGUUCUAUUACACCUGAGGGGCAACGGCGCAAUCGCCCGAACGAAGCUCAUCCGUGCCAUCGUGGAUUGUCAGGCAUUCGGAUCUUCGGGAUGGUUGGAGGGAGGAACGUAAGGGGGAGCGGAUGGCACAGCUGAGCCACUAUAAGAGUUGAUGAUUUUCGAUCGUCAUCCUAGGUCGUGGGAGCAGCAUCUAGCUUCACUAUCGCUCGCAAGUAGAACCAUCCAGAAGCUAUCGCGAUCAUGGGUGCGUCUCUUCGCCGCGUCGUCGGUAGCCUUCCGCUACUCCUAGCAACGGUCGCUAGCUCACCCUUGCCCCUCGGGCAGGUGCCCCAUUAUUUCCAGAAUUCCCCCUUCUCACGUCGUCAGUUGCCGGUCACGCAGGUCCAGAAAGAGCUAGGUGAGCUCGUAUCGGAAGGUUCUCUCAUAUUCGGGCCCGAGGACCCGGCGUGGACCGAGGCGACCGAGAGAUGGAACAUCCUGGCACCGCCUACUAUCCAGGUUGUAGUCCAACCGGCACAGGAAUCGGACAUCCCCGCUAUCGUCAAAUACUGCAACGUCAAUAACAUCAAGUACCUGGCGAGGAACCGUGGCCAUGGCCUGACUACCUCAUUAGGUAAAUUCGAGGGCCUGGAAAUUGACUUCGCCCAGCUGAGGGGGAUCACCAUCAAAAACGGGGGCAAGUCCGCUGUGUUCCAGGGCGGAACUUACGGGGGAUUGGUGAUAGAGACGCUUUGGGACCAAGGCUAUGUCGCGACCACCGGGUCCAACGAAUGCGUGGGUUUAACGGGACCUGCUCUGGGUGGCGGUCACGGCCGUCUGGAGGGCCUUUACGGCCUGGUCUCCGACAACAUCAUCCACCUGAAUGUCGUAUUGGCGGAUGGCUCCGCAAUCGGCGUAAAUGCCUCAAGCCAUUCUGACUUGUACUGGGCGAUGCAGGGUGCUGGCCACAAUUUCGGUAUCGUUACGAGUCUCGAGAUGAAGAUUUACCCUCGCGAGGUCGAGACGUGGCACUACCACAACUACAUCUGGACUGGUGACAAACUCGAGACAGUAUUUGAGGAGCUCAACAAAUUCCAUGGCAAUGGCGACACGCCAGCCCGCAUGGGUGUCAACUUUGGCCAGAUCUCCAUCAAUACGACGAUUAGCGAGACCGAGGCCGUUCUAUGGUGGUCCUUUGUCUACGCUGGAUCCGCUGAAGACGCCGAGAGGCUUUUGGCUCCUUUCAAUGCGAUCGGGGCCGUGGAUGAGCAGAUUGGCGACGUCCCCUACCCCGAAAUCCCCGGCGUUCAGGGCACCGACGCCGCCGGCGGGUCUUGCAACUCCAACGUGUACGCCGUUGGCACCGUCCUCACAAAAUCCUACAACGCCACGACGGAGCGAGAACUGUACGAGCAUUUCAACCAGCAGAUUGCUCUGUACCCGGAGUUGAUCCCGACCGCCCGCCUCUACCACGAGGGCUACGCGACCAAGGCGGCCCAAGAAGUGAACCCGGCUCUGUCCGCGUACCCGCACCGCGACGAAAUCCAUCUCAUGUUCUUCUUCGCCGCCGUCCCUCAGGGGUCUGACCUGUUGGCCCCCGCUCAAGCCUGGGCCCGCCACGCCUGGGACUCGUGGAAUGCGGGCGAGCCGGGGCGCAGGCCCGCGACUUACGUCAACUACGCGGCAGGGCUCGAGUACGAGACCCUCGAGGCCAUCUACGGCUACGAGCCCUGGCGCCUGGACAGGCUCCGCAAGCUCAAAGCCAAAUACGAUCCCACCAACAGCUUCCGGUACUACGUUCCUAUCAUCUCGGACAGGAAGAGAGAGGCGGCAGAUGCGGGUGACAUGCACUGAACUUCUCGAGAUACCGGUGCGUUCAGGACGCAUAUGAGGGUUGAUAUAAGGGCAGGAAAAAAGCAAUUAUUCAAUUAAAGCUAGACUCUAGCGCUUUCUCGAUGGUGCGUUCGUGCUCCUGUGCCGGGGUGUGGGCAGUGUGUUAGCCGUGGCGAUGUCAAAUGGCGAGAGAGCCAUCAAAAGACCCAGGGUUGGAGCGAAGCUAACAAAGACGCGCCCAUUUGGUUACCACAUUGAAUUUUUAAUAUAUAUAUACCUAUUGUCC
Molecule: messenger RNA, 2264 nt
Organism: Durotheca rogersii
Lineage: Eukaryota; Fungi; Ascomycota; Sordariomycetes; Xylariales; Xylariaceae
Exons: 6
Coding region: 407-1999 (530 amino acids)
Molecular function (GO): FAD binding; oxidoreductase activity
Source: RefSeq, a predicted model, not a curated record